UUUUGUUUUUGUUUUUUAUUCUGUGGUGUUUUCUUUUUGGUUAAUUAGCUUUUAACAAAUAACAGCACAAGUAUCUGACGAUGGUUAGUCUCCGAAGUCCCACGACCUGAAGAAAAAAUCACCAUUCACCAAACGAAGAGAGAGAAAAAGAGGAGAGAGAAAAAGUUGCAGAGCAAAAAUGGGUGAUCACUUGGCGCGAGGUGAGGACUGCGAGAAGAAGGCUGAGAAGAAACUCUCUGGUUGGGGUUUGUUCGGCAACAAACACGAAGAUGCUGCCGAAUUGUUCGAAAAAGCUGCCAAUUCUUACAAACUCGCUAAAUCAUGGGAUCAGGCUGGUGCCGCGUAUCUUAAGCUGGCCAACUGCUAUCUGAAGGUAGAAAGCAGACACGAAGCUGCUAAUGCUUAUGCUGAGGCAGGUCAUGCCUAUAAGAAGACCUCGUCCAAGGAGGCAGUAUCUUGCUUGGAGCAGGCAGUGAAUAGCUUCCUUGAAAUUGGAAGACUUAACAUGGCUGCUAGAUAUUGUAAGGAAAUUGGUGAUAUAUUUGAGACCGAGGAAAAUCUGGAGCAGGCUAUUGUUUGGUAUGAUAAAGCUGCAGAUCUAUUCCAAAGUGAAGAGGUGACAACCUCUGCUAACCAGAACAGACAGAAAGUUGCACAGUAUUCUGCACAGUUGGAACAGUAUCCAAAGGCGAUUGAGAUAUAUGAAGACAUAGCUCGACAAUCUAUUAAUAAUUCAUUACUGAAGUAUGGAGUCAAAGGUCACCUUCUUAAUGCUGGGCUUUGCCACCUCUGUAAGGGUGAUGUCGUUUCAAUAAACAAUGCCUUGGACAAGUAUCAGGAUCUUGACCCUACAUUUGUGGGAACUCGUGAAUACAAAUUCCUUAAUGGCUUGGCCAGUGCAAUUGACGAGCAAGAUGUUGCCAAAUUUACGGAUCUUGUGAAAGAGUUUGAUAGCAUGACCCCACUGGAUGCGUGGAAAACAACUCUUCUCCUAAGAGUGAAAGAAAAACUGAAGGCUCAAGAUGAAGACGAUGAUGAUCUGACAUGAGAAUUUUGAUAUGCUAUCAAAUUUUGAUUUGUUCCAUUGUGAUAAGAGUGCUACUUUGAUGUACAAAUGAUCUCCAGUGACUUUUUAAGCAUCGCCUACACCCUAUUUACAUGUUGGAGAAAUGGGUUCUGGUAUUUGUAGUCUUGAGUGAUAGAAACGAGUUAUCGUUAUUUUUCGUUGAUAUUAUCCUCCACAUUAUUGGUUACCUUUAAUCUUAUGCGAAGUUGAUUUGUCACAAA
Messenger RNA from Beta vulgaris subsp. vulgaris (sugar beet), 1287 nucleotides. Its product is annotated as alpha-soluble NSF attachment protein 2. The transcript is spliced from 9 exons. Gene Ontology annotation, cellular component: vacuolar membrane; SNARE complex. The record is from RefSeq and is a predicted model, not a curated record. Gene Ontology annotation, molecular function: syntaxin binding; soluble NSF attachment protein activity. Gene Ontology annotation, biological process: intracellular protein transport; SNARE complex disassembly. The coding region runs from base 179 to 1048 and encodes 289 amino acids. NCBI's taxonomy places the organism in Eukaryota, Viridiplantae, Streptophyta, Magnoliopsida, Caryophyllales, Amaranthaceae.